Nilaparvata lugens (brown planthopper) is the source of this 577-nucleotide messenger RNA. RefSeq lists its product as uncharacterized. The record is from RefSeq and is a predicted model, not a curated record. NCBI's taxonomy places the organism in Eukaryota, Metazoa, Arthropoda, Insecta, Hemiptera, Delphacidae. Bases 188 to 565 code for a protein of 125 amino acids. The transcript is spliced from 2 exons.
CCGAGCGAAGAUCGCCUCUCACUUGUUUUACUUCUCUUCUUCUUUCUUCUCUUCUUCCACCUUCGCCUCUUCUUCCUUCUCCUCCUGUUCCUUCGGUAGUCGGCUGUUCGAAGCAGCGCUUAUAAAUGAGCAGGACAGCUUUGCCGAGCGCAGUUCUCUCUGGAAGCUUUCCUCUGGAUCUGGAGCCAUGCGUUUCGAUCCCAUCUUUCUACUAUGCUUCCUUCUUCUUCCUCUCUUAGCUGCGUCAGUGCCGUUACGCAAGUCGUCACGCCAAUACCUGCCUCCGAUCCCCGGCUACGUGCCGGUCUACAUCCAAGAUGGCGACAUCCCACCCGACGUCAGCUCCCUGGUGCGUCAGGCCGCGUCGGCACGCAAUGACGUCAUCUCGGCGCGCAAUGACGUUCAUCAGGCUGACACCAUCUCAUCAGACUCCAUCUCGUCAGACGCCGACGCCGAUUCUCCGCUCAACGAGAGCGGUCAGGAGAUAGUACAACAACUGACGCAAGGUCCGGCCGCUAGGCUAUUUCUCAACGUGAAUCCACAACACUCCACCAUUAAAAACUAGUUUUUAAAUAAA